This is a messenger RNA of Coffea eugenioides, 3416 nucleotides long. RefSeq names its product protein SCO1 homolog 1, mitochondrial. The record is from RefSeq and is a predicted model, not a curated record. Bases 1784 to 2794 code for a protein of 336 amino acids. The transcript is spliced from 7 exons. Lineage: Eukaryota; Viridiplantae; Streptophyta; Magnoliopsida; Gentianales; Rubiaceae. Gene Ontology annotation, biological process: mitochondrial respiratory chain complex IV assembly.
GUUUUCUGGUGUUCAAAGGCUGGUUCUGUGUCAUAGUACUGUUUUGGAUAUCAACCCGUCUAGCAAUUUGGUGGUUUGAGUUGUUAUGACUUGGUCAAAAAUCUCAUGAAGUAAUAGUUUUCAGCUUGCUGAAGUAUUAAGGAAUCUGAUUUUGAAGCUUAAUUAGUCUGAAGCCACGGGCUGUUGCUAGUUUUUGGAUGUUGAAGCUUAUUCCAAAAACGUAGCUUGUUGGCAUUGUUUGUUAUUUCUACAUUGCAAUCAGAAAGAACCGUAGCUUCAUUGGGAUUCUUCUGGAACCAAUUCUUCUUUUGGAGAAAGUCAGACAUUCAGUUUAUGUGUUACCUUGUAUUCUGUAGCUUUAGCAGAACCUUUCCUCUCCCCAUCUUAUUUUCUACUAUUUGGCUUUCUCACUUACUGCUCCUCCUCUUUCUUUUUUUCUGUCUCAAGAAGGAUAUAGUACAUUCACAAAAGGUCCAAAAAUGGAAACGCACAGAUGACCUUGUUAUCUUUUCUUUUUUUUUCUAGAGAGACAACAAAUAAACAAUUGGAUGGAGCUAACUGCCUGGAAAAUUAACUUCUCUGUUCUAACUUGUCAUGUAAUGAUGGGAUUGGACCUCAAAUUCUAUACCCUGCUGACAACCCACCCAUCUGAUUGUCCUGUCCAAAUUAGUGUAGGUAUAGCUUCAGAAGCUACAUUCUGAUCACUGCCUUCCCAUCUUUGUCAGAAUAGCCAGGAUCUGCAUGUCAGAAGUUCAUUUUCUAAGUAAAUCCUUUAUGUCAGCUCUACAUCUUGCAUUUGAAUAAUAUUCUAAAGCAUCUAGAAAUCAUGUUGCAUAGUUUGAAUUUAUUCCUCCGCUGAUUCUGAUGUCUGCACAGAUAUCUUUUCAUUUAAUCUUUGGUUCAAAAAACUUCUCAUCUUCAGUCGUAUUGCGUUUGGUAUUGUUACUCAAUAUUUCUUUCAAACUUUAGAAAUUAAAAGUAAAUCAGCUUACAUGCUUCUUUUUGGUGAAACGGGAGGAGCUCAGUCUGACCAAUAUCCUUCAUCUUGGCUAACCCCAUUCUGUACCUCUUUCAAAAACUUCUUUUGCUUUUUCCUUAUUUGUUUCUGUGUUGGUUUCUGUGUUGGGUCAGUACAUCCCAAUCAUGGAUUUGUUGUACCUUUUUUCUUUAAUCUGCAUGCUGGUGCAUUUGCCUUAGAAAGUGCAUAGUAUAUUCCAUAUUAUUUUGCACUUUAUUAUUGAAAGUAAGUAACUAUGGAAUUUUAAAUUUUGUUCUUUCAUUUUCUCUUUCUUUUUUAGUAUGCUUUAUUUCUUUUAGUUACACUUUGUGUUAUGUAAGUAAAUAACACCUGAGAUUUUGCUUAUGGUUGAUAACUUCCAAAUGUAUUUCUAAUUUUAUGUUGGCACCCUGAGAUUUCUUGCUAUUUAAAUUUCCAUAAAAUCAAAGAGUAAAAUUAAGCAGGUGACUUGUUAGAUUUUGCCAAGCAGCAUCAUGAGUUUUCAUGACCUGAUUGUAGGAACAAUGCAAUGGCCAUCUAAGACUUGUUCUUCUGGUUAAUGCGGAAUGUAAUUGUACACUUUUUGUCUAGAAGAUUAUAGAUCUUAAUUCAUUUAUGGUGAAGGCUAAUUUAUUUGUAUAUCCCAAUUAGUAUAAGGAGAAGUACAUAAUGCAAUCAACUUCAAUUGCCAGGAUACAAGUGUAGGAGUAGCAGUAGAUCCAGAAAGAUUCAAGAGCUCAGUAUCAAGUGAUAUCACAUAGUAUUUUAUUGGAUCAAGAAAACCAUAUGGCCAGUGCAAUUUCAAGAAACCACCGCCUUCGCUAUAUAUAUUGCUCUUUCUCCUCUAACUACAGCUUGUUAAACCGAUGCCAUUCAACUUCAUCAUCAAGGAGUCCUCUGCUACAGCUUUAUAAUAAUAGCGGCCUCGAAAAUCUCCAUCAUCGGUCCCAACUUCUAUCUUCAUCGGAUUUUGGAAGGGUUCAAUAUGGAAUGUUUCCAUCAUGGACAUCAAAGCAUAGGUUUCUUUGCACCACUACUACUAAUGUGAAUAAAUCAAGUAAUUCUGCUGGACCUUCAGAUGCUGGAAAAAGCAAAACCUCGAGUGGCGGCUCUCAAAAGACUACCGAGCAAGGGAAGCCAAUUCGAGGCUCGCCGGUUUCAUGGAUGAGCUUUUUCUUACUUCUUGCUACUGGAGCAGUAUUAGUUUGGUAUUAUGACCGGGAAAAGAAGCGACAUAUUGAAGGAAUCAAUAGUGCUUCUAAGACAGUAAAGGAGGGGCCUUCUGCAGGGAAAGCUGCAAUUGGGGGUCCAUUCAACCUUGUGGAUCAUACUGGGAAGUCUGUGACUGAGAAAAAUUUCUUUGGGAAUUGGAAUCUAAUAUAUUUUGGAUUCACACAUUGUCCGGAUAUAUGCCCAGAUGAACUACAAAAGCUUGCUGCUGCAGUGGAUAAAAUAAAAGAAAAAUCUGGAAUUCAAGUUGUCCCAGUGUUCAUCUCAGUUGAUCCUGAAAGAGAUACAGUUGAGCAAGUUCGGGAAUAUGUUAAAGAAUUCCAUCCAAAUUUAAUUGGGCUUACUGGUAAUGCGGAUGAGAUAAAAAAGGCUGCACGUGCAUAUCGAGUUUAUUAUAUGAAGACAGAAGAGGAAGGUUCAGACUAUCUUGUUGACCACUCAAUUGUCAUAUAUCUCAUGGAUCCCAAAAUGGAGUUUGUCAAAUUUUUCGGCAAGAACACUGAUGCUGAUUUACUUGCAGAAGGUGUAAUUAAUGAGAUAAAGCAACGGAAAAAAGUGGGAGCAUGAUACUACCAAGUUUUUGAGGAGAAACUUUUAGACUUGCUGAAUGUGUAAUACAUCAAUUUUGAUGGGGUAUUUCUGGCUUUUUCCAGGUUUGAGGUGGGAUGAGAAGAUUUCAUUUACUGACUUUUCAUGGCUUAUCGAAGGCUGAAUUAACUUGGUGCUGAGAAGAAUGAAAAUCAAUUUUCCUUUCUGUUCUAACCUGAAAUAACAAACAGCUGCAUAUUGUCAGAGUUUACCCCGAAAGAUAAUUUUCUUCCAUACACGUGCUAAGCUUUCCUCGGAGUGAACCCUGUGGGUGAUUUUCUGCUAUUGGCAAUAUAUCGUUCUGUAAAUCACUGCUCUCAGUACCAGAAGACGGGCGUGUCUCACAGUUGCAAGUCUGCAACUGUGCAGGACUUGCUGUCACAUUGUAAUGUAUUAGCCCCAUAAAUAAGAGAAUAUGUUCAUGGCCAAAAGAUCUUAAAGUCAAUCCUUAAAUAUAAAGUAAGUUUUUUUUUUUUUUAUCUGAUUGUAGGAUCAAAGAGAUUAUUUGGUGAAACAUGCUACGAUAUGGGAGAUUUGCUUGUUGAGCUUGGUUUGAAUUAGUUUAAUGUUUUGCCAAAUGAUGCUGGAUGUUUUAUCAUAA